Molecule: messenger RNA, 2221 nt
Organism: Corylus avellana
Lineage: Eukaryota; Viridiplantae; Streptophyta; Magnoliopsida; Fagales; Betulaceae
Source: RefSeq, a predicted model, not a curated record
UUUAACAUAUAUUGGGAAAAAAAAAAAUUGAUAAUGUCUUUUCUUCCACUGUUAUAUACACUAUGAGGUUUGAUCAUUCAUUUUUGAACAUUGGACAGCAAAACAAAAAUGGUGUAUCUUUAUCCGAGGGUAAAGUGUAUUUUCAAAAAAAAAAAAAAUACUGACUCAUUUACACUGUUACGUCAACCGAGUUAUAGCAUUUCUCCUGGUAUUAACAUCAAUGAUUUUGGCUUUCUUUUGUCCUUUUGACUGUGCUGGACUUUUAAAGCUCAAUGUGAAGUUAUCCCAUGUGCUUCCUCUUCAAUGGGCCAAAUAGGCUACUCAAACUUUGUAAAGCAAGUCAAUGAUUUGACAGUCCAACAAAUCCUGGUUUGGUGACCGACUUGUUCAACUCCAAUAUGUGGAUCUACUCUUUAAUAUUCUGGUGUUGUCUUUUCUUUAAUUAAUUUUCAGAACACUCACUAAAUGAAUAGAUAGGGAUUGGCCGAAUUGCAGUCAAUGAGAGAGGGCCUGGAUCUACAUGCUCGAAUAAGUGAACCCCACACUUCGGGCAUAUGGAUCCCAUUGGGGCCUUGUUACCUGGUUGGCUGCAAUUCGGUCAAUCUCAUCUCCAUGCUCGAGUAAGUGAACCCCACACUUCGAGCAUAGAACUUAUUGGGGCCUUUCUUAUUAGCUGUCCUGGUUGGCUGCAAUUAGCUCAAUCCCAUCUCCAUGCUCGAUUAAGUGAACCCCACACUUUGAGCAUAUUGAUCCUAUUGGGGCCUUUCUUAUUAGCUGCCCUGGUUGGCUGCAAUUCGGCCAAUCCCAUCCCCAUGCUCAAGUAAGUAAACCCCACACUUCGAGCAUAUGGAUCCCAUUGGGGCCUUUCUUAUUAGCUGCCCUGGUUGGCUGCAAUUCGGCCAAUCCCAUCUUCAUGCUCAAAUAAGUGAACCGCACACUUCGAGCAUAUGGAUUCCAUUGGGGCCUUUCUCAUUAGCUGCCCUGGUUUGCUGCAAUUCAGUCAAUCCCAUCUCCAUGCUUAAGUAAGUGAACCCCACACUUCGACCAAAUGGAUGCCAUUGGGCCUUUCUUAUUAGCUGCUCUGGUUAGUGCAAUUCGGUCAACCCCAUCCCCAUGCUUGAGUAAGUAAACCCCACACUUCGACCAAAUGGAUGCCAUUGGGGCCUUUCUUCUUAACUGCACUGGUUGCAAUUCGGUCAAUCCCCAUCAUAAAUGAAUGGUUAAUAAAUCAUGGGGUGAGCACUUCAUUGUUGGAGAACAUAAAAUUAGACAUUCAAGCAUUUUUUAAGCUGCCGAUGGAGGAGAAGAAGAAAUACUGGCAAAAACCAGGAGAAUUGGAAGGGUUUGGGCAGGCCUUUGUUGUGUCCGAUGAGCAAAAACUUGACUGGGGAGACUUGUUCGCUCUUAUCACCCUUCCAACCCAUUUGAGGAAGCCCCGCUUGUUUCCCAAGCUUCCCCUCCCAUUUAGAGAUAACUUAGAAGCCUACUCAGCAGCACUUCAAAAGCUUUCCAUGAAAAUCCUUGAACUUAUGGAAAAAGCUCUAAGAAUGGAAAAUAAUGAGAUGAAGAACCUGUUUGAAGAUGGGUGGCAGACAAUUAGGAUGAACUACUACCCUCCAUGUCCGCAACCGGAGCUUGUCAUCGGCCUCAACGCUCACUCUGACCGCGUUGGCCUAACAAUCCUCCUCCAACUCAAUGAAAUGGAAGGCCUCCAGAUAAGAAAAGAUGGGAUGUGGAUUCCUGUCAUACCCCUCCCUAAUGCUUUUGUUGUCAACAUUGGAGACAUUUUAGAGAUUGUGACCAAUGGAAUAUAUCGUAGCAUUGAGCAUCGAGCGACUGUAAACUCAGUAAAGGAAAGGCUUUCUAUGGCCACAUUUUACAAUCCAAAAGCCGAAGGAGAUUUGGGUCCAGCCCCAAGCUUUAUUACUCCAGAAUCACCAGCAUUAUUCCAAAGAAUAGGUGCUGCAGAAUACUUCAGGAAAGUUUCCUCAAGCAAGCUCAAUGGGAAGGCGUACAUUGAUGCAUUGAGGAUCCAAAAUGAGGAACAGAGAGGCUCUUGAGACUAACAUUGAGUAUUCUACUUUCUAUAAGGAAAUAAAUGUCAUGAAAACUACUGUGUAAAGAGUGCUUGUGGCUCAUAUGCUCAAUAAACGAACACAUAUUCAUGACAAAAUUAAUGCUUGUUUUGCUUAACAGAUCACUUAUGAUUCCAUAGUGAAAA